GAAGAUGGCGGAGGCUGCGGGCGGGUCGCGGGUACGCGGCGGCCUCUCCCGCCCCGGCGGCCUCCGGCGCCCCGGGAGGCUCGACGGGAGCCGGGACGGAUGGCCCGCCCUGUCCCGCGGCGCGGCGCGGCGCCUCCGGGCCUCCCGCACCCGCGAGGGGAAGCGGCGAAGUUUGCCCGUCCUUCGGGUACUUGGAGGGUGGAGCCGGCCGCGGGUCAGCAGAUGCCGGCACGCCGCGGCGCGCUCCCCACCUGGCUUCGGGAGAAUGGAACAGCCCAGGGCGCGUCUUAACCUGAAUCCCUUUUUAUCUCUGCCGUGCGGUUGGUUCUGUGAGGCUCAUGGAUCCUCAGCAGUGAAACACCUUGACAGGACUAGAAAUGGCGCGGUUGAGAAACCGUGACACCUCGUUUUUACGCACGAGGUCUGACUACCCAUUCAUUCUUCAUCGGAAAUGCACUAUUAGGCUUUUUCAUGAGAGCGAGAAAGCGAGAGGAACGAAGCCUGGCGUGAUGGUUUACGACCGUACUUCCUAAACGCAGGCAGGAGGGUUGCUCCGAGUUCGAAGGCAGCCUGAGCUAUUUGCCCAGUGUCGAAAGAAAUGGGAGCCAAAAGUGGGAAACAGUGAAAGGGACAUCCAGCUUAAGUUUGGUAUUGCAUUAAGAACUAA
Messenger RNA from Mus pahari (shrew mouse), 667 nucleotides. RefSeq lists its product as uncharacterized. The transcript has a single exon. The record is from RefSeq and is a predicted model, not a curated record. Lineage: Eukaryota; Metazoa; Chordata; Mammalia; Rodentia; Muridae. The coding region runs from base 5 to 400 and encodes 131 amino acids.